Rhododendron vialii is the source of this 1479-nucleotide messenger RNA. Its product is annotated as transcription repressor OFP1-like. Lineage: Eukaryota; Viridiplantae; Streptophyta; Magnoliopsida; Ericales; Ericaceae. Bases 164 to 1249 code for a protein of 361 amino acids. Gene Ontology annotation, molecular function: DNA binding. Gene Ontology annotation, biological process: negative regulation of DNA-templated transcription. The transcript has a single exon. The record is from RefSeq and is a predicted model, not a curated record.
CACUUGAGCUGCUCCUUCGGUUACCCCAUUCUCUCCUUAUUUAUCUCUCUGUCACCCCCAGAAACUACUACUAAACCCUGUUGAGAGAGAGAGGGGGGGUCUGCUAUCUUCUUCCAUUUUCUCUUUACAAAUAAGAGAGAAACAGAGAGAGAAAAGAGUUGGGAUGGGUAAUCAUAAGUUCAGGUUAUCAGAUAUGAUACCAAAUUCCUGGUUUCAAAAGCUGAAAGACAUGGGCAGAAUCAGAAACCAAAACACCACUCAUACUAGAAAGAAAAAACCACCUCCCACAUCAUCAAAAUCAACCUCAACAACAACAACAUCAUCAACUGCAACUUACAUUCCACCCAAAACAGAGCAACCCAAACUCCUCUCCCACCAAAGGAAAUCUUACUACUUCACACGAGACCUCACUCCUCCUUCCCCACAACCAAAAGGCCCAAAAAUCCCAGAAACCCAUUUCCAAGAAUCACCAAGAAAGUCACCCAAACAGAAAAAACACCGCACCACCAAAAAGGGUAGGAACAGAGUAGUCACCACCUCCUUUGUUUCCACCGGUUGCGGCUGUCGGGCAACCGUUGAGUCCAUUUCGACUAACCCCGAUUCGAUAUCCGAAGAUUACCCGAUUUCCUCCCUGGAUAGCUCAUCCGAAAACCAAUCUGUUUUUCCAGAAUUUUGUUCUGGCCAUGACAAAGAAAAGGGAAUUUCCUCUUCUCCAUCCUCUUGUCAAUGCAGACUACAGAACAACAUCGUCAUAAACCCGAAUGAGAAGAAAACAAACGUGACAUUCGAUGGGUUUGUGGAACUUUCCCGGCUAGAACUGCCUCCAAUUGUAACAAAAAAACCCAAAUUUCCCAAAGAAUUUGGAAAGCCCACCAAUCAGCUAGAAAAAUCUGGAAAACAGAGGAGUGGCCCCGUUCGAUCUUCGGGAGUGAGGCUACGGACUAAUUCUCCAAGAAUAGCAAGCCGGAAAAUCCAGGCCUUUGCCCGGAAAAGCGUGUCGUCCAGCUGCCGUAGGGUGAGAGGGAGCCUGUCGGAGAGUUUCGCGGUGGUGAAGACGUCGGAGGACCCACAAAGGGAUUUCAGGGAGUCAAUGGUGGAGAUGAUUCUUGAAAACAAUCUCAGGGCUUCAAAGGACUUGGAAGAUUUACUAGCUUGUUAUCUUCAGUUGAAUUCAGAUGAAUAUCAUGAGCUGAUUGUUGAAGUGUUCAAGCAAAUAUGGUUUGAUAUUGCUGGUGUCAAGGUGAAGUAAUAUGUUCAAGAAAUGAACUGAAUAUUAACCUCUUCAGGAGUCUUUUUUAGGUAUGGUUUUUCUCAUAGUGUUUCUAGUUAUAACUUUAGUUUAUGUACGUAGAAGUGAGCAUUAAAUUAGAAAGUGCGUACCUGGUUCUCUAAUUGUAAAAUUAGUUAGAUUUAUGUCUCACAACAGUUUCUAUUUUAUAUCGCAUUAAGAAAGUUUGCAGAUUUCAUCGGUUAAUGCAA